Messenger RNA from Macrosteles quadrilineatus (aster leafhopper), 909 nucleotides. RefSeq names its product mucin-2-like. Lineage: Eukaryota; Metazoa; Arthropoda; Insecta; Hemiptera; Cicadellidae. The transcript has 2 exons. The coding region runs from base 1 to 909 and encodes 302 amino acids. The record is from RefSeq and is a predicted model, not a curated record.
AUGGAUUUAGAAAACACAUUCUACUUUCAUCUGAUAUUCCUGGUGGUCAUGGUGGGGAUGAGCCAAGAGAGAAGUCUACCACUAGAUCACCGUAAACAGUUUUACCCUGUUCAUCUUUCUUGGGAAACGCAAGGAUGGUAUUCUACGGAAGAUUACCCAUACUCGAUACAGUCAGAAGAACCAGCGUGGCCUUCAGAGACACCUUACACGGAUUACCCAGAGUACUCAACAUAUCCUACAGAGACUACAACAAUGAAUCCACCUGAGACGACAACAAUAAUACUAACCACUUCAGAGGCGCCAACUACAACAGCAAUCCCUUCAUCAACUGAGCCACCAAAAUCAACAUCGAUAACCCAUUCGUCAUCUAAGGCACCUACAUCAACUACAACACCUAGUCCUUCAUCAACUAAGCCACCUACAUCAACUACAACACCUAUUUCUUCAUCAACUGAGCCACCCACAACACCUAGUCCCUCAUCAACCGACGCCCCUACAACAACUACAACACCUAGUCCUUCAUCAACUAAGCCACCUACAACACCUAGUUCCUUAUCAACUAAGCCACCUACAACACCUAGUUCCUUAUCAACUGAGCCACAUACAGCAACUACAACACCUAGUCCUUUAUCAACUGAGCCACCUACAUCACCUAGUCCUUCAUCAACUAAGCCACCUACAACACCUAGUUCCUUAUCAACUGAGCCACAUACAACAACUACAACACCUAGUCCCUUGACUACCACCACAGCCCCUAGAACAACGUCAACAACAACCAUAAUACCGCCGCUUUCUAGUACCACAGAUAUUUCAACAGAUGUGUUUACCACAGAAGGACCUACCACUCUAGUUUCAUCGACGGAAGGUGAUUCAACACCAGCUUUUACAACAGAACAACGUUUUAUCUAA